ACGGGGCGUACCGCAGUGACGUACGGCAGUGACGCAACAGGCAUGCUGCCCUCGGAGGAGGGGCUAUGAGCUGGUGCGCUACGAUAAUUGAAGGGAUCAUGUUCUGGCACUCCAAACCAAUGUUGCGGAAAAGCGGCCUGACUGUGUGGAGAUUAUGGAGGUCAUGGAAAUUAAGCCUGAACUGGUCUGCAGUGAGAGCAUCCUCUGGUCCUGGUGCCUCAGACAGAUCUGAAGAGAUGUCACCUGUUUCAACUGAAAAGCCUCCUCACAUACCUGUCAUGCUCAAAGAGGUGCUUCAUUAUUUAGACCUCCAGCCUGGUCAGGUGGUCCUGGACAUGACAUUUGGAGGCGGCGGCCAUAGCAAAGCGAUUCUAAACACGGCUCCUGAAGUCACAGUCCUGGCCUUGGACCGAGACCCGACAGCAUAUUCUCUGGCCCGGCAGUUAGCGAAGGAGCACUCUGGUCGUGUGAAACCAUUGCUCGGCCGAUUCAGUGAGCUUGAGGUCCCGCUGUCUAACGUGAACAUUCAGCCAGGCAGCAUUGAUGCUGUCCUGGUGGACGCUGGCUGCUCCUCCAUGCAGAUGGACCAGGCAGAGAGAGGCUUCUCCCUGAGCAGAGAUGGGCCCUUGGAUAUGAGGAUGGAUGGAGCGAGGUACCUCGACAUGCCCUGCGCUGCUGACGUCGUGAAUACCUUGGAUCAACAGGCUCUUGCAUCUAUCCUCACUGCAUACGGGGAAGAAAGAUGCGCCAGGAAAAUAGCUUCAGCCAUUGUGAAGGCACGCCGUGUCAACCCCAUCACCAGGACACAGCAGCUGGCCAGCGUGGUGGCAGGAUCGUUUCCCGCCGCCGUCGCCGCCGCGCACACGGAUCGUCUCCACAGACCGGCGCACGUGGCCACGAGGACGUUCCAAGCCUUGCGCAUCUUCGUGAAUGACGAGCUGAACGAACUCCUCGCCGGCCUGCGCGCCGCCCGGGCGCUGCUGCGACCCGGAGGACGUCUGUGCGUGAUCACCUUUCACUCGCUGGAAGACAGACUGGUCAAACGUUUCCUCAAGGGAGAGGAUUUGUCCAAGCUGGACCACUUCAGCCCGCGCAAGGAAAGCAAGAGGAGGGAGGAGAAAGUGGGGGAUGGAGAAGGAGACGGCAGAAGCGCUGAUUGGCUUCCUCUGCGAAGGAAAGUGAUCACCCCAGAAAAGGACGACGUGAAUGAGAAUCCGCGAGGACGCUCCGCUAAACUCAGGGCGGCGCUCCGAUGUUGAUGCAGACGGUGGUGUAAAGUGGUCACAAUGAUCACGACUGUCUUGUUUUUGUUGGUAGGAAGCCAGUAAAGUUUGCUGUCCUCUUUUAUGCAUGACUGACUCUUUUCUCUUUGUUUGUUUCUCAGGGCACUGAUGGGUAAGGAAUAAACCUUCCACACAAUAAUGCCACUGGCUCAGGUUGAAGCAGAACUUCACUUUUUUUGACGUUAUCUCUACGGAGCUCCCCCUACAGUUUUGGAGUAUAUAUUCCGUUGUAAACAUCAUCCAUUGGCAUAUAUAUAUAUAUAUAUAUAUAUAUAUAUAUAUAUACAUAUAUAUAUGUCUAAAAACAAAAGUCAGAACCUAAAAGUUCACUUGCGUCGAGCAUUCGUUUACUUUCAGUUUCUGUUGAUUUUAUAAAAUCCCUGCUCUGACUUUUCACAAUUGCUGUUUUCUCGUCAGCAAUACUUUCUGAAACUAAACAAACAACUAGGUGCAGAUCUUUUCGUUUUUUAUUUUUCUGAAGACACCUUUUUUUAUAAUCCUGAACCUAUCCGUAUUUGAGCCACAACCAAAAUCUAAUAAUUGCAUGGGGUGAUUAAUCCACAUUAUUAUAAUUUUGGUUAUGGAAUUAGAUUUGUGUCAAUAUUUUCAAACAACACUUUUUUAAGAAGCCAAUAAAAUAUAGAUUUAUUCAUUCAAAAAUAUUGUAUUUUAUUGUUUGAAUUUUUUUUUGAUUGUGGGCGGGCCUUAGGAAGCUGCCUGCUGAUUGGCUACUGAGUUUUGGAGCGACAGCUCAAUGGACCGGAAGUAGUCACAGGCUUGGAGUCGCUGUCCGUCUGGAACUCCUUCCCCAAGUUUUCCCGGUCGACAUCCGACGAAAAUGUAAAUAUCUUAACAAUUUUUUUUAAUUAUAAACGGUAGAUACUUACAAUUAUUAUGUAGUGUAUUUUCAAACAAUAAAAUACAAUAUUUUUGAAUGAUUAAAUCUAUAUUUUACACAAACUGACACAAGUCUAACUCCAUGCAACCCUAGAACAUUUCAUUCAAAUCUGUCCUUUACUUUUUCUAUUAUUUA
Messenger RNA from Solea solea (common sole), 2316 nucleotides. It is a transcript of the gene mettl15, whose product is annotated as methyltransferase 15, mitochondrial 12S rRNA N4-cytidine. The record is from RefSeq and is a predicted model, not a curated record. Lineage: Eukaryota; Metazoa; Chordata; Actinopteri; Pleuronectiformes; Soleidae. Gene Ontology annotation, molecular function: rRNA (cytosine-N4-)-methyltransferase activity. The transcript is spliced from 6 exons. Gene Ontology annotation, biological process: rRNA base methylation. Bases 66 to 1259 code for a protein of 397 amino acids.